AUGACUUCUAACAAGCCAGUGGAUAAGCUGGCCGACAAUCUGAAGGGUUUGGUCAUCGGCGCCAGUGGUACAACCCCUGGAUAUCAACGUGGAACAAUCAAGCGGAUGGUCGAACAAUGUGGUGCGAAGUUCGCCUCGAUGAACAUCCGCGAAUGCACUCAUCUAGUGACAACCGAGGGAAAUGGCAAGAGAAAGUUGAAAAAAAUCAAUCGGGCUCGUGAAGUGGAAGGCUGUGAAAUUGUGAACACUGAUUGGCUGCUCAAGAUGAUUAAAAAGCAUGUUCCAGGAGCUCUUCAGCAAUAA
This is a messenger RNA of Penicillium digitatum Pd1, 303 nucleotides long. NCBI's taxonomy places the organism in Eukaryota, Fungi, Ascomycota, Eurotiomycetes, Eurotiales, Aspergillaceae. The record is from RefSeq and is a predicted model, not a curated record.